Messenger RNA from Ogataea parapolymorpha DL-1, 1566 nucleotides. RefSeq lists its product as uncharacterized. Gene Ontology annotation, biological process: tripeptide transport; dipeptide transport; transmembrane transport. Bases 1 to 1566 code for a protein of 521 amino acids. Gene Ontology annotation, cellular component: plasma membrane. The transcript has a single exon. The record is from RefSeq and is a predicted model, not a curated record. Gene Ontology annotation, molecular function: dipeptide transmembrane transporter activity; allantoate transmembrane transporter activity. NCBI's taxonomy places the organism in Eukaryota, Fungi, Ascomycota, Pichiomycetes, Pichiales, Pichiaceae.
AUGUUUGAAAAGGCACCAGAAGCUGAAAAAGAAUACGACGACUCCAAGGGCGUUUCUACUCACGACAUCCACGUCCAAUCGGUACUAUCUCCUCAGGACGACCAGGAAAUCAAAGAUCAAGCUUUCGAGCUUCUCAAAGAUAACAUCGAUGAGGAACUGGAUGCCGAGGAAGAUAGAGCUGUGAGACGUAAACUUGACUGGAGAUUCCUUCCAUUGCUGACCCUUAUCUAUGGUCUUAACUAUGUGGACAAGGCAUCCCUUUCUUGGGCAGUCAUGUUGAAUUUCAGGGAGGACACUAAGCUGAAAGGAAAUGAGUAUUCAUGGGUGUCUUCCAUUUUCUACUUUGGAUACCUGGGAGCUGAGUACCCAGCCAAUAUCCUCGUCCACAAAUUUUCUGUUCCCAAAAUUCUUACAGGAGUUUGUGUCUCCUGGGGUAUUUUGAUGCUGGCUCAUAUCGGAGCGAAAAACUACGCUGGAAUUUUAGUUAUCAGAUUCUUACUGGGAAUCAGUGAGACUCCAGUGUCGGCCGCAAUGAUCAAGUAUGUGGGAUGCUGGUGGAAAAAGUCAGAACAGCCAAUGAGGUACUUAUGUUUUAACUCUGGACAAGGUGGGUUGUACAUUGUUUUCAGUCUUGUCUCCUAUGGUCUGGGACACGCUGGUGGAAACUUGUCACCAUGGAAGUAUAUCUACAUUGUUCUGGCAUUUGUUUCCUUCAGUUUGGGAGGACUAGUUUGGUUUUUCUUACCAGCUUUGCCCCAGAAUGCAAAAUUCUUGAAUGAGCACGAGAAAAUGGUCGCCGCCAAAAGAGUCUCAAAGAACAUGACAGGAAUCAAGACUGUUGUCUGGAGAAAUUACCAAAUUCUUCAUGCCUUAAAGGAUCCAAAGACAUAUCUGCUGACCCUGUAUAUGUUCUUUUCCAUGAUCCCUAACGGUGGUCUUACCAACUUCAACACACUCGUGUUGGAAUCUUUUGAUUUCGACAAGUACACCACGCUUCUAGUGAACCUCCCAUGGUCGUGUUUCUCUGCUGGUCAGAUGUGGGUGUGGGUUUUAAUCGGUCGCAAGUUCAAGAACCUAAGAAUUGCCGGUCUGAUCAUUCCGAUGUGCAUUGCAAUCACCGGAUUGUCCAUCGUGUACGCGACCGAGGAUGGUGGAGCAAAUAAGUGGGGAAGAGUGUUUGCUUACUGGAUGAUUAACUCUUGUUCAGCAACUUAUCCAUUUGCAAUGACCCUGACGGGACAACUUAUUAGUGGCCACACCAAGCAAUCCUUUACUAACGCGCUGGUCCUGAUUACUUUCGCUUUGGGUAAUAUUGUCGGUCCGUUUGCAUUCAAAGCUAGUGACGCUCCAAGAUACACACACGCUCUGGCUACUAUCAUUGGUACCUUUGCAGCCUGUAUUGCGAUCGGAGCAGUUCUCGGAGUUUACAUCUUCUAUGAAAAUAGGAGAAGGAACAAACUCUACGGAAACCCCGCCGAGGAUGAAGACCUGCAGCUUCAAGGAGAAAUCGCCGGUCUCAAGGAUAAGACAGAUCUGGAAAACAAGCACUUCAGAUUUGUUUACUAA